This is a messenger RNA of Schistosoma mattheei, 2083 nucleotides long. NCBI's taxonomy places the organism in Eukaryota, Metazoa, Platyhelminthes, Trematoda, Strigeidida, Schistosomatidae. The record is from the annotation of a GenBank genome assembly.
AUGACAUCAGAAGUAGACGUAGAUGAGCUUAUUAGUAGGCUUCUGGAAGUCCGAUCAUCCAGACCCGGGACUACUGUAAAUAUGAAGGAAGAAGAAGUCCGAUAUCUAUGUGUUACUUCACGACAAAUUUUCUUAUCACAACCUAUUCUGUUGGAAUUACAAGCUCCUUUGAAAAUUUGCGGUGAUAUUCACGGCCAAUACACAGACUUAUUACGUCUUUUCGAAUACGGUGGUUUUCCUCCAGAAUCUAACUACCUGUUUCUUGGAGAUUAUGUGGACAGAGGCAAGCAGAGCUUAGAAACUAUUUGCCUUCUACUUGCGUAUAAAAUUAAGCAUCCAGAAAACUUUUUCCUUCUUCGUGGGAAUCAUGAAUGUGCUGCUAUUAAUCGGAUAUAUGGAUUUUAUGAUGAAUGUAAACGACGUUUCAAUUCAAAAAUAUUUUGUUGCCAUGGUGGAUUAUCUCCAGAUUUGCAAAAUAUGGAUCAAAUACGACGUAUCAUGAGACCGUCAGAUAUUCCUGAUACAGGACUUUUAUGCGAUAUUUUAUGGUCAGAUCCUGAUAAAGAUGUUAAUGGUUGGGCUGAAAAUGAUCGUGGUGUGAGUUUCACAUUCGGUCCAGAUGUAGUUACCAAGUUUCUCAACCGACAUGAUAUGGAUUUAAUUUGUCGAGCGCAUCAAGUAGUUGAAGAUGGCUUUGAAUUUUUCUGUCGUCGUCAGUUAGUAACCUUAUUUUCUGCACCAAAUUAUUGCGGUGAAUUUGAUAAUGCCGGUGGUAUGAUGUCUGUAGAUGAGAAUUUAACAUGCUCAUUUCAGGUGGUUAAACAAAAAAAAACUUGACUUGAAACCAAUUAAUUGGAGGUUCAAAUGUUAAAACCCUACCACUCUUUUUUGGUUUGGACACGAAAUCAUAUCGUAAGUUAUUAUUUUCUGAAAUUAACCUCUCAAAGUCGAGUUUAUAAAUCUGUAAGUUGUUGAAUAAAUUGUAUACUGAAUUUAGUCAUCAAAAGUUUAUAUUCAUACACUGACCAGUAAGUUAUCGAACUUGCUACCUAAUUAACAUUAAAAAAAUAAAAUUGUUUCGAAAUUUUCAUUUAAAAGAUAAUUUGUAGAAAUUAUAGUAUUUCAUUAAGUUUUAUCGAUUAAAAAAUUAAGAUAAGAUGUCCUGGUCGGAUUUCGUAUAGUGUGGGUUUUGGUAACUGUAUGAUGUGCUAUCUCAAUUAUACAGCUGUAGUUAAGAAAAUCUGUAACACUUCACCGAUAUUAGCCUCGAUAGUUUAAUUACUGGUGAGAUCUCUUCAGUGAUUAGAGGGACUCGUUUUGUCCUGUCCAACCUAUGUGUGUAUAAGUUAGUCACUGAGGCUGUAAAAUCCACCUAUUGAAACAUGAUCAUCGCAUCACCCGGAAAUCACCAAAUAUCCCGCUAGAAAAUUCUGAAGUAACAAUUAAUUAUAAUCAAGUGUUAUAUCUCUAACUUGAAGUCUUGAUAUGCCAUGUACAACCUAAUCACUCGAACGCUUGAACCCUACGAGUGUCAAGUUAGAAGACAAAAGAUGAGUGGAAAGAAAUCUUAUUCCAACCAGUGUCAAAUAUGGUACAAAACACUCGGGUAUCUAUAGUUUUUUAGUGAAGACGAAAUCAUCAUUACAAUCACCCUACCCUCAGGCAGUGGUAUCUAGCAUGUAUCCAGUCUGGAGGCUACACGUCGAAAUUCUUGAAUGUCCUUCCAAACGAUGAUUGGAGGAAUGCCUUGGGUUAUUCCAGAACUUCCUUGAGUUCACUGGGAGCCUUUCCCACAUAAAGCUUGAUCAACCAGUCCGUGACUUUAUCAUUCCAUGUACGACUGACUUUAGAUAUAUGAAGAAAGUUGCCCUUUCUAGGAUAGCUUCGUUAACAUGAGAUAAAUAUUAGUUAUUGUAUUAUUCAACAUAAAGUGAUAUGAAACUUACCACAUUAAUGUUAAUUGAUUAUUUAUUAUGUAGUUAUUUCUGACCUUAAGGCUACACAUAAUGUUCUGAUUAACAAUUAUUUUCUUUUAUAUUCUAGAAAUCCAGUUUUCAUUCUAGCAACAACCCUUAUAUAUAUA